Messenger RNA from Racocetra fulgida, 168 nucleotides. NCBI's taxonomy places the organism in Eukaryota, Fungi, Glomeromycota, Glomeromycetes, Diversisporales, Gigasporaceae. The record is from the annotation of a GenBank genome assembly.
AUGUUUAGUGAAAUAACAUUUUAUCAGAAAAACGGAAAUAAGGAAAUAAAAAAAUUAUCGUGCAAUAAACAGCAAAAUGAGCCACAAAGAAUGUCAGGACGGUCAAUAGAUUUAUUAUUGAGAUUGCGGUUUGUUCGGGACGAAGCUCUGUUUGACGACGAAUGGUGA